AUGGCCGACAGCCACUUCAGCACGCAUGCGGCAGGAAGAGUGCGUGAAAUUGGUCAGGAACUGCAUGACCUCGAAUCGCAUAUACUGUAUACGUCGCCGCUGCAACUCAGCACACGGCUAUUUGACGCACAGACCGAGGCACUCGUGCGCGGCAUGGUCUGGCUGUCAUGGGCCGACUGCCAUAGCCUCCUCGAGAUAUUCCGCCACUUUGAGUACGUGGACAGUCGCGGCCAGCCAACAUCGCUGGUCGACGGAUAUGCGUCGCGGCUGACGGGUGGCGAGCGCAAAGCGCCAGAGACUGGCACGGGUAAAUGGUGGUGGAGGUGGGGUGGCAGUAGCGAGAAUGAUGAUGGUGAUGAGGAAGGUGCAGUGAGACGCGCUGCAUGGGACCUGGUCUCGAGCGUGUUCGCUAGGGCCACGGCGCUGCAGAUUACGGCCGAAGCAGAGGAGGUGUCGGAGAGCGACGCGCAGGCGGUGCUGACGUGGUUCCCGCGGCUCGAGUACCUAGACAUCCAGGGCAUCCCGCGCAAUGCGCUGCUGUUCUGGGAGACGUGGCUGCCGGAGCGCGCGUCGUGUCUUGUUGUGCGGUACGCCGGUGUUGAUCUAGUGAACCUGCUUGAUAUCAGCGCGGAGGCGAAGCAAAAGUGGCAGCAUUUGGUGCUGCUGGACUUGUCGGGAAGCCCGGGCAUCAACCUAGCUCCGUUCAAAGAGCUGCUGGCACCUCAGCUGCCGCAGUUAGAGCGCCUGUCGCUGGCAUCAUGCGAACUGACGCAGAUCCCGGGCACGCUCGCAAAACUCUACAAGCUGAGCUGGCUCGACUUGCAUGGCAAUGCAAUUGACAACACCAGCGAUAUAUCGCUCCGACUGGGAAAUAUCCGCCGCCUAAACCUGUCAGCAAACCGCUUGUCUAGCCUGGCAGGGAUGCAGCGGCUGUGGGCGCUCGAGCAGCUUGAUAUAUCCGACAACCUUAUUGAGAAUUGGGAAGCGGUCGCUGUGAUGCGCAAUUUGCCCUCGCUGCGGGCGCUGAGUGUAGCAGGAAACCCGUUUGCCACCCAAGACAGUAGCUACCGCGCAAGAAUAUUUGCUGCAUUCGACCAUCGUGAUAUCGGGUUGCUGCUGGACGAUGCACCUGCCCAGCCGCCGGUGACCAAGGGGCGGCGACCCAAGGUUGCGCUGAUCGAGGAGUCACCUGAAGGCGAUGCCGAGCCUGAUUCAGGCAAUCAGGAACUCGUUACAGAACCGCCGGUCGACGAGAUCCUGAGGUCAUUGGAGAAGACGCCUCGCGUUCUGCGAGCCUCUGAGCUGCAGGCUGCCACGGUAUCGUCAUCCCGACGACGAAGCCAUGUCACGGAGUCGUUGCUGAACUCGCCACGCAAGCAGCGCCGCCGGACCACGCUUGGCAAUGGCCUACCUGCAAACAACAUUUCUGAUAUCGGCGGCUUCGGUCAAUCAGUACCGGCCAGGUACUCGCAGCGGCCCACCAGCCCAGUCCCAAGUGUCAGCGGCGCAAGCGUCCGCACCGGGUCGAUAAUGCGUGAUCCUGAGCGCUACCGGCGCAGAGUUGAGAUGAUGCGUGCAGAAGCCGGGUCUUCGUGGCUGCGUGCGUUUGCUGAGCUGCAGGCCAGCUCGUCGGUAGUGCCACAGAGCCCGAUCCUCGAGGAGGACCAGCAGUCGAGUGAAUCUGCCGAUGCUUUGUCCAAGGCUAGCGUCGAGGCAUCGCCCGAAGUCGGUGUGGACAUCGAGGUCGCUGAGCGGUCUGCAACGGCGUCACCGGACACACAGCUACCAAGCUUCUUGUUCCCACGCAAGCGCGGUGCCAAGAAGAAGGAUAUUGCGAGGCUGCCGCACUAUACCGACCAGAAGAGGCCAGAGGAAGCCGAGGUCCUGAGCCCCGAGGAUGAAAUGGAGGCUUAUUCGGAGAGUGCGUCGUCGCGUGAGGUGCCAGUUGAAGAGGAGGCUGUGAGUGAGAUCCAGAUGCUGCUUCGUGGAGAAGGGGUUCGGACAGCUAUCAGUAGCGUCAGCGUAUCGGACUACAGGAUCGCACCUGUCGCUGAAUCGGCGCCAGCAGAGUUGACAGAUGCUGCAGGCAGCAGUAUUGUCCAGCGCUCACCAGCGGUUGUAUGCACACUAUACUUUACGCAAGAUGAUGUUGUCGAGGUUGCCGGUAUGCAUGGGACCGGUCUCCCUGAUGCUGUAUCUGGUGAGAGCGCAGAUAGCAAGCGCAUCAUUUCAAAGAACCCAUUAUCCGGUUUCGGCACGCCUGUCUGGACCGACUACUGCGUUGAAUCCACCGACGAUGACGCAAAGCUAUUCAUGCAGCUGUCAGCUGCUGCUGACGCAAACAACGAAGCCGGCCUUUCUGAGAACGUCUUUAAACAAGCCGAGUGCCUGCGGUGCAAUUGGCGUGGAUAUAUCGACAGCGAGCGCGAGAUCUUCGAUAUGCUGCAAAGUGAAAUGACUGUAGUUAAGCCCACAGGCGAGUUGCAAUGCCCGAGCUGCAAGCGCAGCUACCUGCGUGAAUUCUAUGCGGCUGACGAGCAGAACCUUGACGAGCCGAUCCUCUGUCAGCCCUUCAUGGCUCGUCGUAACCGCAGCAACUCAGCGUCGAAGCAAGCGGAGCAGGAAAGACAUGCCGAGAAGGCUCGGCGGGCUCGCCACGACGAACACCGGAGACAGGCUUUGGAAGCCCUGGCACUUGAUCUGCAGAUACUAGGCGAUGCUGCUACCGACGGCUUCCUGCCGUUCGCCAAGGUCACCAAUGCAAUCAGCCUGUUUCUGCAGCUCAGCGUAUUUGAGGCCGACGGCGAGCGCCUGAUGCAGUGGGUCCCGGCCGGCCUGGUCCGCCAGAUCCGGCCCCUGGUCCCGACUGCUUCGGCUACUAACCGUCGGCAGAGCAGCGGCACCAGCAAGCAGGGGACCGGGAAAUGGGGGCUCUCGUCGCUGCUGGGUACUGCACAGACAGCCGACGAGGGCAAGGCAGAGGAGGAGGCAUUUGCUGCGGUGGAGAACAAGCGGGCAUUUAUCAUUGAGCGUGGGUGGAAGGCCAGUGCUAUGCUGGCACCCGAGUUGUCUGAGCAGGCCGUGUAUUUGGCGCUGAGCUCGCAUGCUGUCUAUGUGUUUUCACCUACCUGGCACGCGCUGCAGGAUGUCCCGAGCAGCACCUGGGUCCUUCUGUUUUCGAUCCCGCUCACCUCCCUGGGCCGGAUCGACAUUGGCCCGAACCGACAGUAUCUGGCGCUCCACUCGUCGUUACUCUCGCUAGACAAGUCUGGCGAACAGUGGUCGAGAAGGGAGCUUAGCCAGCUGCUCAGCACUACCCACCCGGCGUAUCCGACGCUAGGGUACUCGCAGCUGUUGCCAAGCGAAGCCAAGGACUCAGUCGCGGCUAUGAAAUGCAAGGUGGCAGCACACCAGCAGCGGUUCUCGCUGUUCGUUGAUGGACUGCGUCUCUUCAUCCUGGUAGAGAUCGGAUACGAGACACGGGCACUCGACUCGCGUGCUGGCGAAGGCAGCGGCCGGCUGCGCGGAAUCAACCACGAUGUCGAGUGGGCCAUGCACCAUCUUGUCCAGCAGGUGUUCCUGCGCCCAUCGACAUUCGACCCGCUCGACGAGGCGCCGCUGGUGGGUGGUGACGAAGGCAGAGAACUGCAUAGCGAGCUGCUGCACACAAAGAGUGGGCGGGUUCCCGGAGCCAUUGUCGACAGUGCAAGCGGCGACAAUGUCAUCGUUGACAAGGUCACGUACGAGUUCCUCAAACUCUAUUUCUGCGUUGGACUUGCAUCUCCCACAGGGAUUGCGCCGGUCUCGCUCGUGGGCUCGCCGCAGUUCCUGUAUCUAGUCCGCGAGCGUGUUGACGUGUGGCCACCGCCCGCCCCCGAUCUGCGCGCACUGUACCGCAAAUGGCAGCGGGUAGCACCGCCCACCAUCGCACUGGAAGAGGAGCUGCGCCAGCGGUCCAAUGCGCCGAGCUCGGCCAGCUCCAAGCCGACGUCAGCUCGAUCUGGCACGGAGGAACAGGAGGACGAGGAGACUGAAGAGGAGAUCGAUAACAGUAAGCUUGUAGCGCAGCUGAUGUCGACAGAGGUCAACCAGUACGACCGUGUCCAGCACGCACGCCCUAUCGUCGAUCUGCGCCGGGUGGCAUUGCUGUCGCGGCCCAUUGCGGUGUUGCCAAAACUGCAAGCACCACCGCAGGCGUCUUCUGAGAACCUUGUGCAGCUGGACACAUUUGGGUGCACAGGUACCAGCUGGCGCGCAAUGCUGCGGAUAGAGUUUGCCACGGCGGAGGGCGCAGAGCCGGGCUGGAAUGUAUGGUUUGGGACCAGGGCGAGCGCGCAAGAGUGCGUCGAGUCGCUGCAGGUGCUGGCCAAGAGCAGCGACCAUGUGCACCCGCUUAUCGGCGGCGAGGCCAAAGCACGGCUGGUGGCGCGGCUCCAUGAGCUCGGAACUACGCAGGCGUACCGGAUGCUUGGGAGCAUUCUGAAGCGCGACCCAGACGAUGUGCCACAGGACGAGUUUUGGGCGCACACAAGGCAGGGCGUGGCCAGUGGACAGAGCGUGUGGGAAAGCGACGUCGAUUUCAUUGUGGCCCUGACCACGUUCCCUGGUCUUGGCUCGUCAGUGAUGACGGAGGUUCGCGUGGCCAUCAACAGCUGCGAGGAGGCAAGUGGCGAGACCAUCGCGGCAUUAACAGUGUUCUUCAAUGAUUUCCGGGUCUUGAGCCCCGAGCCCGUGUUUGUCAUGGGAAUUGACGAGUAUCUGUACAGAGGGCUGCCGCUCACGUGCGAGGAUGAGAGCAUAUGCGACGGGUACUCGAUGGGCAUUGAGGAAUGGCGUAGGGCUGAGCCGCCCGGUCCCUUGUCGCAGAUGACUGCGGACGAUUUGGAGGUCGUUGAAGAGAGCAGCAAAAUCAAGUACCCACGCGAAUAUCUCGAGUACCUUCUCCCGUGCUCUCAGAUUGUUGCGUGGGGCAUGGCACACCGCGACUACCAGCUUGGGCUCAUCGCAUACUAUUUGCACUCGGUGACUGCAUCGUCGAUACGUUCAUGGAACGGAUGCGGAUCACCGACGGUCCAUUCACGUUGA
Molecule: messenger RNA, 5085 nt
Organism: Linderina pennispora
Lineage: Eukaryota; Fungi; Kickxellomycota; Kickxellomycetes; Kickxellales; Kickxellaceae
Exons: 15
Coding region: 1-5085 (1694 amino acids)
Cellular component (GO): cytoplasm
Molecular function (GO): protein kinase binding
Source: RefSeq, a predicted model, not a curated record